AAUUGGAUAACAAACCUCUCUUCUCUCUUUCUAAGAUUCUCCGGUCGAUCAUCAAAAUCGGAAACUAUGAAGAAACUCUACCGUAGAGGCACCACCGUUCAUCCAUCACCAUCAAUCACCGCCGAUCAUCUAUCUUUCCUUCCGGCCACCAUCUUAACCCUAGUUGCUGCACUUUCCCCGGACGACAAACAAGUGUUGGCCUACCUCAUCUCCUGCUCCAACAACGAUUUCGGCAACUUUUCAAGCCGCCGUAAGAACACCCCAAAAACACAAGCUAGAACCUCCGGCAGCGGCAGCGACCGCCUGCCUCUUUUCACCUGCGAUUGUUUCAGGUGUUAUACGAGUUACUGGGUCAGGUGGGUCUCGUCACCGAACCGGCAGCUGAUACACGAUAUUGUCGAUUCUUUUGAAGAUGAGGUUGCCCAAAGCAAGAAGACGAAAAGCAAGAAGGAAAGGAAGAAGAGAGGUGGUUCUGCUGAUUACAGUUCCCGUAGUUUGAAGAAACCAGAGGAAGAUUCCGGUGUGUUGAAAACGAUUGAACCGAACGACGGAGAAGGAAGCGGAGAUGUUGGUGAAGGGUCGGUGAGGAGGCUGGUGAACUUCAUUGGAGAGAGGAUUUGGAAUGUUUGGGGGAAAUGAAUUUAGACGAGGAUGGUGGGAAAAGAAG
Molecule: messenger RNA, 667 nt
Organism: Hibiscus syriacus
Lineage: Eukaryota; Viridiplantae; Streptophyta; Magnoliopsida; Malvales; Malvaceae
Exons: 1
Coding region: 67-639 (190 amino acids)
Source: RefSeq, a predicted model, not a curated record